Messenger RNA from Tripterygium wilfordii, 666 nucleotides. RefSeq lists its product as uncharacterized. Lineage: Eukaryota; Viridiplantae; Streptophyta; Magnoliopsida; Celastrales; Celastraceae. The record is from RefSeq and is a predicted model, not a curated record. The transcript has a single exon. The coding region runs from base 311 to 520 and encodes 69 amino acids.
AUGCCUAUGUUGCAAAGUCGGAUGCCAUCUCUUUAUGAGCAAGAAAUCUUUCAUUGCGUGGGAAUCAUGCACUAAUGAAUAUAUAUAAAAUCCUGUGAUACAUUUCUUGAGAGAACAGAAACGAACUGUUUUGAGAAUAUAUGCUAAGCCUAGCCUUGCUGCAAUCACAAGUCAGCCUGUGAUCAGUCAUAGUUAGUACAAAGUGAGCAGUAGAGUAAUAUAUAAAGAAUACACACAGACUCCUUCAUAUAUGUCACUCUGAAUUGAUUUGGAGUUUGGUGUUUGGGUUAUAAGUUGAAGGAAGCAGAAGAUGUUGGAUUGGGGACCCAUUCUAAUAGGGCUAUUAUUAUUCAUACUACUCUCACCAGGGCUGUUGUUCCAGUUACCCGGCAACACCCACCGCAUGGAACUGGGCGGCUUCACCACCAACGGGAAGGCCAUCGUUGUUCACACCCUCAUCUUUUUCGUUCUCUUCACCAUUCUCAUCUUGGCCCUCGGCAUCCACAUUUACUCUGGCUGACUUACAUUUUUGUGUUCCUGACAAUGCCUUCCUAAAUUUUCAUGUUCAAAGUAAUUUCUUGGUCAGUUCAGUAUGGUAUUCUUUUAAUCAGAGAGGUUGGUUGUUUUUUUUAUUGAUUGAAUAUUACAUGCCAAAUUGGGAUAUAA